Erythranthe guttata (spotted monkey flower) is the source of this 2304-nucleotide messenger RNA. RefSeq names its product transmembrane 9 superfamily member 1. NCBI's taxonomy places the organism in Eukaryota, Viridiplantae, Streptophyta, Magnoliopsida, Lamiales, Phrymaceae. The record is from RefSeq and is a predicted model, not a curated record. Gene Ontology annotation, biological process: protein localization to membrane. Gene Ontology annotation, cellular component: membrane.
GUAUAGGUGAGUCAUAAGUCAUAAACCCAGAUUUAAUUUGCACUCUCUCUUUCUCGACUUCCAUUCUCGUCUCAAAGUCCUCCGCAGAUUCGAAAAUCUCAGAUGGAUUCAUAUGACGACGUUUAAACCUGACACCAAAUCGAACCCUUUCCUUGUCCGAAAAUCCUUUUUCGAGAUCUAAAUCUGUUACCCUCAAUUAGGAAUAAACACCAAUUUCCCUUUUUUUUUUCUUCAAUUUACAAUCCUCAGGUUUCUUCAUUCAGAUCCGACGAAGCGAUGUUCUCCUCCGUCCGAUCCUUCUGCAUCUUCGUCUUCUUCUUCGCGUUCCUCGUCUCUUCCUCACUCGGCAAGUAUCAAGACGAUGAGGCGGUCACUCUAUGGGUGAAUAAGGUUGGCCCAUAUAACAAUCCCCAAGAGACCUACAACUAUUACAGCCUCCCAUUUUGCCACCUACCUGGCAACGCUCCUCACAAGUGGGGUGGUCUCGGUGAGGUUCUUGGAGGGAAUGAGCUCAUUGAUAGCCAAAUUGAUAUAAAAUUCAAGAGAGACGUGGAGAAGUCUUCAAUUUGUGAUAUUGAAUUGGAUGCAGUAAAGGCUAAACAUUUCAAGGAUGCAAUUGACAAUUCAUACUGGUUUGAAUUUUUUAUGGAUGACCUGCCACUGUGGGGUUUUAUUGGUGAGGUUCUUCCUGAUAGAAACCGUGAUCAUAAGCAUGUGCUCUUUACACACAAGAAUCUUGUCAUCAACUAUAAUCAGGACCAGAUUAUUCAUGUAAAUCUUACCCAAGAAAAUCCUAAGGCACUUGAUGAGGGGCGAACAUUGGAUAUGACUUACUCUGUCAAAUGGGUUCCAACUAACAUCACGUUUGCACGUCGUUUUGAUGUUUAUCUGGAUUACCCAUUUUUUGAGCACCAGAUCCACUGGUUCUCUGUCUUUAAUUCGUUCAUGAUGGUAAUUUUCCUUACUGGUUUGGUCUCUAUGAUAUUAAUGCGCACCCUCCGGAACGACUAUGCAAAGUAUGCUAGGGAGGAUGAUGAUCUUGAGACUCUGGAACGGGAUGUAAGUGAAGAAUCCGGUUGGAAGCUUGUCCAUGGUGAUGUGUUUCGUCCCCCUCAAAAUUUGGCUCUACUAACAGCUGUUGUUGGCACUGGCGCUCAACUAUCGACACUUGUUCUGCUCGUCAUCAUUCUAGCAAUUGUUGGGAUGCUGUACAUAGGGAGAGGAGCAAUUGUGACUACCUUUAUCGUAUGCUAUGCUUUUACCUCAUUCAUAGCUGGUUAUGUGAGCGGUGGCAUGUAUUCCCGCCAUGGGGGUAAGAAGUGGAUAAAGUCAAUGAUCCUCACAGCAUCACUUUUCCCAUUCUUGUGCUUUGGCAUUGGCUUCGUCUUGAACACAGUUGCAAUAUUCUAUGGUUCUCUGGCUGCCAUUCCCUUUGGUACCAUGGUGGUUGUUUUUGUGAUAUGGGCCUUCAUUUCAUUCCCCUUGGCUCUUCUUGGUACUGUUGUCGGGAGAAACUGGAGUGGUGCACCAAACAAUCCUUGCCGAGUGAAGACCAUCCCUCGUCCUAUUCCGGAGAAGAAAUGGUAUCUAACACCAUCCAUUAUAUCUCUCAUGGGGGGAUUGCUUCCUUUUGGAAGCAUUUUUAUCGAAAUGUACUUUGUCUUCACUUCCUUCUGGAAUUACAAGGUGUACUACGUGUACGGGUUCAUGCUUCUUGUGUUUGUAAUUCUGAUAAUUGUGACCAUUUGUGUGACAAUUGUGGGGACGUAUUUCUUGUUGAAUGCUGAGAACUAUCAUUGGCAGUGGACAUCAUUCUUCUCAGCGGCUUCAACUGCUCUAUAUGUGUACUUGUAUUCGAUAUAUUACUAUCAUGUGAAGACUAAGAUGUCAGGCUUCUUCCAGACCAGCUUUUAUUUUGGAUACACGUUGAUGUUCUGUCUUGGAUUGGGAAUAUUGUGCGGUGCGGUUGGAUAUCUGGGGUCCAACUUGUUUGUGAGGAGAAUUUACAGGAACAUCAAAUGUGACUAAAUUGAAGAAUAUAUAGAGAGAGAAUGCUUGCUUGGGUUUGAUUGUUGCAUGAUAAGUUAAUAUGCCAAUGGGGAGAUGAGAAAGAAUAGAACCCUGCUGCAGCAGCCUCUCCGGAAAAAAAACUUUUAAUUUUUUUUUGUAGCAAAUGAAAUGAAUAUGUUACAAGUUGGUGGUUGGAACUUGGAUAGAUAUAGACUUUUAUUUUACCAUCCGAAUCUUUGUAGCUUGUAUUAUAUCUUUGCCUCUUAUUAAUUACUUACACUCUCUGCUUUCAUU